Populus euphratica (Euphrates poplar) is the source of this 980-nucleotide messenger RNA. RefSeq lists its product as uncharacterized. The record is from RefSeq and is a predicted model, not a curated record. The transcript has a single exon. NCBI's taxonomy places the organism in Eukaryota, Viridiplantae, Streptophyta, Magnoliopsida, Malpighiales, Salicaceae. The coding region runs from base 101 to 820 and encodes 239 amino acids.
CUCCCUAUAUAAACCAUGGAGCAGCAACUCAUAUCCAGUGCAAAUCAAACACAACCUGAAGAACUAUAUAUAUAGUGCACUUCUUUCUUCUUUCUUGACCAUGGUACUUUCACCGCAUCUGUUUCUCUCUUUGCUUGUAAUACUAGCAACCAAUACCGUUGCAGCCGAGGACUUGACGGCCUACACUGUCACCAACAACGCUUGUGCAACGGCUGGUGGAGCCAGGUUCGCAGGUGACAUCGGGGUGGAUCAUAGCAAGCAUAUACUAGCGUUCGCAACAGCAUUCAUAUGGAGUAUCUUCCAACAGACUAACCCAGCAGAUAGAAAAAAUGUUCAUAGGGUGGACUUGUUCAUAGAUGACAUGGAUGGUGUUGCAUACGCUGAUAACAAUGAGAUUCAUGUCAGCAGCAAUUACAUAGGGAACUACACUGGUGAUCUGGAAAGAGAGUUCAGUGGGGUGCUUUACCAUGAAAUGGCACACAUAUGGCAAUGGGACGGUAACGGAACAACUCCAGGAGGAUUAAUUGAAGGGAUCGCUGAUUUUGUAAGGUUAAAGGCUAAUUACACACCUAGUCACUGGGUGCAACCAGGGCAGGGUGAUAGGUGGGAUCAAGGGUAUGAUGUUACUGCUAGGUUUUUGGACUAUUGUAAUGAUCUUAGAAAUGGGUUUGUGGCAGAGCUUAACAAUAAGAUGAGAACUGGUUAUAGUGCUCAGUACUUUGUUGAUCUGCUGGGGAAGACUGUUGAUGAGCUUUGGAGAAACUACAAGGCCAAGUACGGAAUAUGGAAGAGCUUAGUUAAUAAAGGGCUGAAAUUAUAGAAUGUUGCACGCUUGUAAUUGCUCGCAUCAAUAUAUAAUGGACAAUUGCAGCGGCAACUUCUAAGAACGAUCACUUCAAAAUUAGUUUCCUUUCAGCGACCUUGAUUUCCUGCAAUGACAUUUCUCCAUACAUGUACGCAUCCAUCGAUCCAAUUUAAAA